This is a messenger RNA of Diprion similis, 3855 nucleotides long. RefSeq names its product pyridoxal-dependent decarboxylase domain-containing protein 1. NCBI's taxonomy places the organism in Eukaryota, Metazoa, Arthropoda, Insecta, Hymenoptera, Diprionidae. Gene Ontology annotation, molecular function: pyridoxal phosphate binding; carbon-carbon lyase activity. The record is from RefSeq and is a predicted model, not a curated record. Gene Ontology annotation, biological process: carboxylic acid metabolic process. The coding region runs from base 110 to 2518 and encodes 802 amino acids. The transcript has 10 exons. Gene Ontology annotation, cellular component: intracellular membrane-bounded organelle.
AAUUUCGUCAAUAUUGCCGGGCACAGAUUACGUUCUUAUCAAGAGUGAUAUUCAGUGCACGGGGCAUCAGCGGAGGUGUUUACGCCCUUGCGCCACGACUACUGCCACGAUGGCCGAGGAGGUUGACACAAACAGAAAAGCGGCGAUGGAAGAUAUACCGCAAAAUUCUUUCGAGGUGACCGCUGCAGCGGAGUCGAGAGACAACGAAGUAGGUGCGUUAGAAUUUCAGGCCUCGCAAGUGAUUUCGAGGCUUGAAGAGGCCGUCGAAAGGGCUGCCGAUGGGGGCGGGACGACAUGGAAUAAUCCUUCGGGAUUUCUGUCUCAGGCAAAAAGCCCUGAGGAAAUAUUGGCCUUGAUUCAGGAUUUGGUGAUUCACGAAGAUGCGCCAGUACAGACAACCGAUGAAGACAGUAACGAGCCUCCGGCAAGCCAAUUAACGACUUUACCGACGUUAACAGAUGCUGCAAAAUUGUCACUUGUAGCUAACAGCGUAUCCGCUUAUGCCGCUGCAUUGCCAAGAGCACAUGCACAGAGACUGGCUGGCCGGCUGGCUGCCGAUACUACAAGAUGGCUCAGUCACAUUUUCAGGUUCGUCGACUGUGCAUCAUCGUUCCAUGAGGACCAUUUAGAAGGAUUGGUCAGAGUGGCCAGACUAGCAUUGCAUAGAAAAUAUCCAAGAUAUAUAGAAGACGGUUUUACAGCACUGGCGGCCUCUCCCCCGUUAAUUUACAGUUCAGUUGCAGCGCCACUUGGAGUUGUCCAACAUCUGUGUAGGCAGCUUUCAUUACCAUUGCAUUGUAUGCGUCCAAUUCCGCAUAACACAAUGUUUGGAUCAAGGCACAGCAUGGAUGUGUCUGCUCUUGAACGUCGUUUGGCUGAAGACAGUCAAUCAAACAGCGUCACUCCAUUACUAGUUUUAGCAGAAGCAGGCUCUAUGCUGACUGGGCACUGUGAUAAUAUUACUAGGUUAAGAGAAAUCUGUGACAAAUACAACGUCUGGCUGCAUUUGAGGGGGCAUUCGCUAGCAGCACUAACUUUAAAUAACUCUACUAAGGAUUUGCCUGCAAAAAUUGCUGACAGUGUGACUUUGCCUGUAGGAACUUGGCUAGGAAUUCCAUCACUCCCUGUUGUAACACUGUACAGGUUGACUGAUACCAAAGGUGGUCGGCCAACACCCAGAGAUACGACACUUUCGUUAGUGUCAGGUCUAAUGUCGGACUCUUUAUCACGACGUCUACCGACGUUACCAUUAUGGGCUGCCUUACAAGCACUGGGUCGAGACGGGAUUCAGAAUAGAUUUAAGCAGUGUUUUUUAGCAGUUGAAGAACUCUACAAUAAAAUCAAGAAAUUCAAUUGCAUCAGGUUAUUGAGUCAAACACCAGGUGGAGAAACCGGAUCAUACACAAUAAAUGAAUUGUUGACGAAUCCGAUUGGGAGUCCUCAAUUGUACGAAAUAGUGGCCAGUUCCCUAGUACUGCAAUUUAUACCCGCAGAUCGUGAUCCGCAAGCGACGGAACGCGUACCACCUUAUUAUGACAAAUUGAAUUCUUGGCUCGGUCAAACUUUGCCACGUGAUGUUGAAAAUGUGCAAAUAGAAUUAUGCGAAAUUGAACAGCACGGUGUUGCAAUCCGAAUUUGUCCCAUAGAAUGCCCAGACAAACCUCCGACUAGUGAAGAUAUUGACAAUGUUGUCGCAUGUCUGGAACAGCAAAUUGAGAUCCUGUUGGCAACUGUUGAACACAAAGAAACGUUUGUGAAGCUGGUCUCAGAAAAUGAUUCUCUUCAUUUGGUUGAUAUGGCUGGCUGGGCAGGCUUAGGUGGAGUCCGAUAUGCUCCUCCAACAUGGGCCAACGUCAUGACUGAUCAGGCCAAAGAUGAACUUAACAGAUUAAAUACACAGUUGGUGGAGGCGUUAAGAAGCACGGACGCAGCAUUCUCAUUGGGUGAAGGUGCCGAUGGCUUGGCUUGUGUUAGAUUUGGCAUGGUUACACAGGAUACAGAUGUCGCCGAAUUAUUGUCACUGGUAUUACAAGUUGGUCAGGAAGUUGAAGCUAGUUCGAAACUAUUAGAUACAAUGUCCGAGGUCGUUAAGAGAGGUAUAGAAGCAGCGCAAACCGAUUUGGAACGAGAAAAUGCCGAGAAACUUUGGCAGGAAGGGAUUCUCAGACAUGUUCCUGUCGUCGGAACUUUUGUCAAUUGGUGGAGCCCGCCUAACAAAGAGGCAGGUGUAAGAGGUCGAAGUUUAAAUUUACAAGCUGGCGUUGUUGAAAGUACAGAGAAUAUAUAUAAGUACCAUAUGCAGUUGCAACCAAAUUCGACUAAUAGUAACGGUUCAGGAGCCAGAACACCACCACAACCGUUAGUCCAAACUCCAGUUGGUGCUAAUAGUCAGAGCCACAGUCGUUCGUCCAGCCAUUCUAGUCUACAGAGUGGUAAAAGUGUUUUGUCAAUAUCUAGUACAGCAUGCGCUCAACCCCAGGUGAAAGAGGAAUCAACAGAGCAAGCAGCUAGUUCGUAGUGGAUUUUAUCAAUUUCAAUCCCAAGUGUAAUUAUGCAGCAGCUUCCGAGCGAGAUGUUCCUUUAAAAAUGCGUUUGAAAAUAAAAUCACCUUAGCAUUACACAGUGUCUCCACAUAGCGAAAUUAGUCGCAUACCUUCAUUUUUGUGCAAGAAUGGGUUGGAUUAGUUUGGAUCGCCCCUGGAGUAAUGGCGAUGGCAGACACAAUGGUGAUAAUGGUACAGAUGAUACUUCUUAAGAAGGUACUGAAUUUUCAUAACGUAAUAACUUGAGCGACGAUAAAUUAUUUUGCGAAAGAACAUGCCGUUUAGAAGCUGACAUUCAGAUUUAGAGUUGGACUAUAUAUAUUUUUUUUUCUACGCGUCACUGUUCGAAGAACUCUAAUGUCUAAAAUAGCAUACUUUGAAUGAGUAACAAUUUGAAAAUACCAAGGAAUUCGCGCGAAUAAAAUUUGCCUUGUAAUAAUUCUAAUGAAUAAGUCAAAUAAUGUAAUUGACAAAUUUCUGUACAUACAAUUUACUUGUGAUUGACAUUUGAUAUCGGAAUAAUGAUACAACAAAACUGCAAUAAACAGGUCAAGUUAAUUACAUUAAUUGAUCUUUCAUUCAUUAUUUUACCAAGAAAAGCAAACCCAUACAUUUGAAACACGAAUUGUAAAAUGGGCAUGAGUGUUCAAACCCCUAAAUCUUUCACUAUACAAGGAAAAUCUCGUUUUUCGUUGAUCGCAUGCCUUACUAAGUCAUAGGAAUCGCAUCACAAUUUGCAACUCAAUUAAACAAUGACCCAGUCAGCCGAAAAUUACCUAGUGCCCAGUAGGAUUAAAAUAAUUUGCAUAGUUGUAAAAUGGACUAAGAUGUUAAUCUCAGUAAGCAAGUAUUAGAUACAUGUAUUAUUUGAAAAUUAAAAUACAUAAUUUUUCAAUUUAUAAUAGUUAUACGAUGUUUUAUCACACUAAAUUUGCAAUAUUCAGUAACAAUCAUCCCGUAUGUAUGCCUAUAUAUAUGAUUCUAAAGCACAACAAAUGCUUAAUACGACAUGUGAUAACAUGACUCAAUUGUGAUUGUUUCAAGUAUUAAUAUUACUUUUAUCAUUAUUGCAUUUUCGUGAUUGUUUUUUCUUGGUAGAUUUGAAACAUCUUGUUUUAUCGAUUCUAAGCAAAGAAUUCAGUGAAACAAAUCGAAAAACAGAAAUAUAAAUCAAAUCUAUCACGGCGCAUUACAUAUCCUAGCCUCGCUUCAGUGAAACAAAGUAAUCAUUUAACAAGGAAAGAAAAAAAAAAGAAAUUCUGCAAUGUUAAUUACUUAUUUGGAUGUAAUUUCUCUGAGUAUAAUUUGGAUU